CGUUACCCCCGACCCGAGUGUCCCAUUAGAAAGGACAUUCCCCUUUUAUUGACACUACGACCGAUGAACUAACUCUCUCUCAAUUUCAAACCUUCCUUCUUCUUCAAUUGAGCCCUAAAGGGAGAUGAAAAUAUCUCAAGCACUAAAAAUGACUGCAACUACGAACCAAAGCGAUGGGGAAAUCUCAUAUGAGGAUCUUAGACAAAAAAGAAUCAAAGAAAACAUGGAAAGAAUGCUAAAACUUGGCAUCUCUGAUCUUUCUAAAAAGCUCAAAUCUAAACCUCCCCCUCCUCUUCCAAAGAAAUCUAUCAAGAAGAACAAAAGUGAAGUAGAAAACACUGAACCCCCUCGUCGCUCUUCCAGGUUGGAGAAGCUAACUCCGGUUAGCUACAGUGAUAGCCGUCCAAAGACUCCGAAAGGACGAAGGAACCAAAUGGAAGAAGAAGAUGAUGAUGAUGAAGAUGAAGAGGAAGAUGAUGAAGAUGAAGACGAAGACGAAGAUGGGAACUACAGAACAAGAGCAAGGUUUAACUCAGAUUUAUGUGGUCGUCGCUCUACUAGGUUGCAGAAGGUAAGUCGAGUGAACUAUGCUGAAGUUACUCCAAAAAAGACAAAUAUUGAGAAGGAUGGAGAAAAUGGGAAGGAGGAUGUCUUGGUAGAAGAAGAGGAGAAACUAGAGAUGGAUACUGAAGAGGAGAAACCAGAGAUGGAUACUGAAGAAGAUGAGAAAAUUGCCAAGCAACCAGUUUCUGUCAACCGGUCUCUUGUUUUUGAUAAUGUAGAACAUUCCCUUCGUCCUACUGAAUCUGUGAACUCGUCUACCGGUGGAAAAGAUCCAGAUGUUGGAGAAGUAACAUCGCCAAAGCAAACUUAAGCUGGAAGAUUGAGGGAUAGGAGAAUGAGCUCUUGAACACACAUGCUGUCUCUUUUAUUCUGAUUUUGUAUGAGGGAGGACAUGAGACCGCAUAAUUUUUUGUUAGCAACAUCCUUACAGAUUCAGGGUAGGCAGGUAGAAAAAUUCUUUUGGGUAGUAGUCGCAAUGCCGCAUGGUUUUUUGUAUAUUUCUUGCGAAGGAUUGGUUAGAUGGUCUUAUGGUUUCCUCAAAGAAAUUAGAUAUGUACAUUCCAUGAAUUCUAGAAUUUAUGUUAAUAUUGAUGAUGCGUUUUGUCUGA
Messenger RNA from Papaver somniferum (opium poppy), 1172 nucleotides. Its product is annotated as serine/threonine-protein kinase rio2-like. The transcript has 3 exons. The coding region runs from base 125 to 874 and encodes 249 amino acids. Lineage: Eukaryota; Viridiplantae; Streptophyta; Magnoliopsida; Ranunculales; Papaveraceae. The record is from RefSeq and is a predicted model, not a curated record.